This is a messenger RNA of Closterium sp. NIES-65, 1722 nucleotides long. NCBI's taxonomy places the organism in Eukaryota, Viridiplantae, Streptophyta, Zygnematophyceae, Desmidiales, Closteriaceae. The record is from the annotation of a GenBank genome assembly.
AUGGCGCAUGUGGGGCAUGUAACCAGCAGGGUGUUGCGCGGUAGGACAGCGCUCGCUGCGCAGUCUGUCAUGAGUCCCAUGACGCGCUGUGGCGCGCUCAUCCAUCCUCGUUUCUGCAUGGCAGAGAUUGCCAUCCAGCAAGGCAUGGACCUGCUGUUUGGGCCGGAGGUGGCGCACGUGACGAGCGACGAGCAGGCCAUAUUCAUCGACCUGCCCGCCAACAUGCUGGGCUGCUUCCUGCUGGGCAUGCUGGGGGUGGUGUUCCUGCCAGCCCUGCUCAAGCACUCGCGGCACCUGGCAAUCGGGUUGGUGGUGGGGCUGUGUGGCGGCAUCUCCAGCUUCGCCACGUGGAACCAGCGCAUGCUCGCCAUCGCGACUGCCGGCCCCUGGGUCCGCGCCCUCUUCGGCUACUUCGCAGGUUCGGUGCUGCCCAUCAUAUCCCUUGUCGUGGGGGCAGACACCGCCCACAACCUCCGCUCUCUCCACUCCUACCUCUCCCACCGCACCCCUUCCCCACACUCCACCCCCUCCCCUUCUCUCCUUCCAACCACCACUCCCACACUCCCUCCCUCCUCUUCUCCAAACCCCCCUUCGCCCUCACAUCCCCCCUCCCUCUCGCACCCCCCCUCCCCCAUUCUCUCCCCACCAUCACCCGCUCGCCGCCACCUCAUCCCCAUGCUGCUGUGUGCACUUGUCCACUGGGCGGCGGCCAUCACCGGCGCCGUGCUCGCCGCCGCACACAGCGCCAGCCUGCAGGCCUUCUGCCUGGCCUGCGCGCUCGCCCCCCUGGGCACAUGCCUGCGCUGGUCCCUGCUGCCCCUCAACGGGGCUGGCCUCGGGCUGUGGUUCCACGGGGCCACUGGGAGGGGGAAGGGAGCGAGUGAAGCGGCUCGCAGUGGGGUUGGAGGGAAGAGGAAGUGGGAGGAGGGUGCGGGUGCAGCUGCAUGGAUGCCGUGGGGGACUCUUACAGUUAACGUGGGGGCUGCUGCUUUGGAAGCUGCAAUUUCAGUGGUGUAUGUCGCGGUAUCCCUCGCGACGCUCGUCGCAGCGCUCGCCGCCCUUGCUCCCGCUAGCGCCACCACGUACCGCUCCACGUUCAGCGACGGGAUUAACUCCGGCGGCGGCGCGUGCAACUACGAGGGCAACUUCCGCGAGUCGGAAUAUUUCUACAAGGGGCUGACCGCGUACCUGCCCCAAAAUAAGUACGACGGCGGCAAGGGCUGCGGCACGUGCUACGAGAUCGAGUGCAAGAGCCACAAGAGCUGCCGAAGCGGCAGCGUGAUCGUGCGCGCGACCGGCCGGCACGGAGACGACCAAUUCCUCCUCGCCUCCACCGCGUGGGACAAAAUCGUCCGCGGCCGCGACGCGGGGAACGUGGAGAUUAAGUUCCGCAGCGUCGACUGCCCGAAGAACGCCGACAUCGGAGUGAAGAUCAUGUCUGGGACGAACCAAUACUGGUUCGCGGUCCAGAUUCUGGGCGCCGCGAAAGCCGGCGGCGUGGAGGGAGUGGAGCUAUCGAAGGACGGCAAGAAGUGGAGCAAGAUGAAGCGGCUCGCGGAGAGCGCCACGUGGGCCUUGGAUCCCGCGAAGGAGAUCGUGGAUGCGGGGAAGAAGGUGAGUGUGCGCGUCACGGCGGUGGGCGGCGCGCGCGUGGAGCUGAAGGACGUCAUUCCCGAGAAGUGGACCGUUGGGAACACAUACAAGAGCAGCACCAACUUCUAG